UUGCUGUGGGGAACUUGGGGAUGAGACCCCUCAGCGCACUGCCUAUAUAUCCGACCUUUCCUGCCUCUCGCUCGCUCUCUGUUCUUCUCACCAUACCCAACCCCUCUCUUUCAAGCGAUGACCUGACUGGAACUCUUCUGCCUUCUUCUCGCUCAAACCACCCCCGGGGCUCUCGGAUCCCAUCAGCCUUGCCAGUCGUGUGUGUCUUGUCUCUUGUCUUGACCGGUCAAGCCUGACCAGGCAGACAUGAUACAGCCUUCUGAUCGUAUACGUUUAUAAUCCAUGAAUGAAAACAGAGCCGUGUCCAUUUCUUCAUAUAUAAAGCUGGCCACCUCUCGAUACUUGGACGAAUAUAUUUAUGAAACCUGCUCCAUUCAAUUCUUCUGAAUCACCACAGCUAUUAGUCAUACCAGAGUCCAUUAGGAAAAAACAUGUCUGCCGACUGGUCACUUGACUUCUGUCUGGUCUGUGACCAACAGACUUCUGGAGCAGGACCUUACUGCUCUCAGAGCUGCCGACUAGCCGAUCUAGAUCAAAAUGGCUCUGAAUCGUCCGUCUCGAGCUAUCCCGUCUAUCUGUCUUCUAAAUCCACGCUGCAACCGAAGACGAGCUCAUCCAGUACUGCCGGUCGACAGAGUAUCGGCAAACGCACCACUUCUUCCUUCUCCUCCACAAGUUCGAAUGAUCAGUCAUCAAGCCUGACGUCGACGUCGUCUCAGACCUCACUGUCAUCACUCACAAGCACAUUAACUCCGUCGGCGGCGCUUUCGAAUCAAGUUCGGCAUGAACUGCAGGAUUAUUCAAAAAGUUUUGAUCAAGUCCGAGACUGGAAGAGGCGAUUAACGAAUUCAUGAACAUAUCCUUUCUGUUGAGCUUGGUCAUAACGACGGCAUACCAACACAAAACUUCUUUUUCGGCGUCUGGGUUGGCUUUACCUAUUACGGGCGUUUUCAGGAAUCUCGCAUAUCACACGUGUCUCGAAUAUCCGGCUAGCGAUCUUUCAUGUCGUCGACAUCAGCAUCACGACACAUUAUUAUAGACGGAGGCUGAACUGUAACAUCAUAUCAUCUCAUCAUCCUUGACCACAUGGACUAUCCGGUAAAACAGUCACGGAUACUGGUCUCGAUCAUUUUCUCGGGUUCUCGAAACCAGGGUUAGGGUUCUAUUCAGCGAUUGGCGGUUUUUCUUUGCAUUUGUUUGAUCAGUUUGGAAGAUAUCAUUCACACGACUUGAUUAAUGGACCUAGAGACAUGAAUAGGAGCACAUGCCGAGCCAUAUCAUUUGCGCAACUCCAAUCUCGGGCCGAAAGGAGACGAGCAAGUUCAGCAUUGCUCCACUUGAUCGGCACGGAGGCUGUUGCCCUUGAUUGCUCUAGCUUUUGCAAGUCUCGUGUUUACUAUAGUAUCAUAUAACAUGAAUAUAUAUGAUCACUGGUGUUAGCUCUUCCGUACCGGAUCCCGUGUAGAAUAUAUGCUAUCAAGAGGCUGAGUUGCUGCUGGCUACGGGAUGUAGAAGUACGUAUGG
This is a messenger RNA of Talaromyces stipitatus ATCC 10500, 1524 nucleotides long. RefSeq lists its product as uncharacterized. The record is from RefSeq and is a predicted model, not a curated record. The coding region runs from base 432 to 854 and encodes 140 amino acids. The transcript has a single exon. NCBI's taxonomy places the organism in Eukaryota, Fungi, Ascomycota, Eurotiomycetes, Eurotiales, Trichocomaceae.